AUGAAGUUAAUCAAAAUAUCAAAUUUGAAGCGCUUCUUCUCCGACUUUACACUUGGCUUCUCUGAUGGACUAACAGUCCCAUUUGCCCUCACAGCAGGGCUAAGCUCUCUCGGCAAAGCAGACACUGUCAUAACAGGUGGAUUGGCAGAAUUAUGUGCCGGCAGUAUUAGCAUGGGAAUUGGGGGAUAUCUCGCUGCACGUGAUGAAUAUUUCCCUUGUCGAUCAACUCUUCUAGAUGAAGAGAGCCCGAGGGAUCAUGGUGGCACCGACGAAGCAAGUGAGACUGAUUGUAUGGUCGAGCAGUCGGAGAAGAUGCAAGCAAGAUUGGAUGAUCUCGUCAGGCGUCAUCUCGAGCCACUGGAUCUGUCUGUUUCAACAAUCACUACGGUUCUUGAUAGCAUCCAACGAGAGCCAAAGAACUUACGACAUACCAUAUCAAAGCUCGAAUCAUACACGGACAACACAUCACUUCACACCAUUUCACUCACGCCUUCACCUAUUAUCUCCGGCUUAACUAUAUCCCUUGGCUACGCAGUUGGAGGCAUUAUCCCUCUUCUGCCGUACUUCUUUGCCAGUACUGUGGGUAUGGGACUACGAUUAAGUAGCAUUCUGUGCUUGAUGGUGUUGUUCACCUUUGGAGCCGGUAAAAGAUGGAUUCUCAGCUCAGACAGAGAAAAAAUCAUCUCGUGUCUCGUCGAAGGGCUGCAGAUGUUAGUGCUGGGGGCUAUGGCUGCUGGUGCAGCAGUUUUAUGUGUUACUUGGGUUGCUGAUAGAUAG
Messenger RNA from Fusarium venenatum, 777 nucleotides. RefSeq names its product Ccc1 family. NCBI's taxonomy places the organism in Eukaryota, Fungi, Ascomycota, Sordariomycetes, Hypocreales, Nectriaceae. The record is from RefSeq and is a predicted model, not a curated record. Gene Ontology annotation, cellular component: fungal-type vacuole membrane. Gene Ontology annotation, biological process: intracellular manganese ion homeostasis. Gene Ontology annotation, molecular function: iron ion transmembrane transporter activity; manganese ion transmembrane transporter activity.